CAUGUAUUUGUCAUUUUUCAGGUCAAAAUCCACAUUUUCCAACCAGUUCCAUCUUUAUACCUGGUCUCAGGUUGUGCCAAACUUCAAACAUGAAAGUUCUGGUGUUUGCCUUCCUCUCUGCCUUCCUCCUCCUGGCAAAUGCUGAGGAGGAGAUCAUGAAGGAGGAUGGAGUCCUGGUUCUCACUCAGGAUAAUUUCAAGAAGGGUAUAGAUUCCAAUGACCACGUGCUUGUGGAAUUCUAUGCACCAUGGUGUGGACACUGCAAGGCCCUAGCACCAGAAUAUGCCAAAGCUGCCGAGAAGCUAGUUGAGAUGUCAUCAGAGAUCAAGCUGGCCAAAGUGGAUGCCACCCAGGAAUCAAAGCUGGCUGAAGAGUAUGGUGUCAGGGGGUACCCUACACUUAAGUUCUUCAGGAAGGGAAAUGCACUUGAAUACUCAGGUGGGAGAACAGCUGAUGAAAUUGUGAACUGGCUUUUGAAGAAGACCGGUCCUCCAGCCAAGGAAUUGAAGUCACCCUCUGAUGCUAAGGCUUUUGUUGAAGCCAGUGAAGAUAAGGACAGUGCUGAUGCCAAGACCUUCCUUGAAACAGCUAUGCAGAUUGAUGACUAUCCUUUUGGUAUCACAAGUGCUGAUGAUGUUUACACUGAAUACAACGUUGUAGGGGACCAGAUCGUUCUUUUUAAAAAGUUUGAUGAAGGCCGUAAUGACUUCGAUGGGAAGUUGGAGCAGUCCGAGCUUGUCGCAUGGAUUCAAGCCAAUUCUCUUCCCCUGGUUGUGGAGUUUAAUCAUGAGUCUGCCCAGAAAAUCUUUGGUGGAGAAAUCAAGUCUCAUCUCCUCCUCUUCCUCUCUAAGAAAGACAAGGACAAGUAUGAAAAGAGCCUGGGGAAUGCUAAGUCUGUGGCCAAGAAUUUCCGUGAGAAGGUCCUGUUUGUUGUGAUUGACACCGAUGAAGAAGACCACCAGAGGAUAAUGGAGUUCUUUGGCAUGUCUGUCGAUGACCUCCCUGGGCUGCGUAUAAUCAAGCUGGAAGAUGAAAUGACAAAGUACAGGCCUGCCUCUUCAGAAAUGUCUGCUGAAAAUCUCAAAAGUUUUGUCCAGGACUUCCUUGAUGGCAAGCUCAAGCCCCACCUCCUGUCUCAAGCACUGCCUGAUGAUUGGGACAAAAACCCAGUGAAAGUUUUGGCGGCAUCUAAUUUUGAUGAGGUGGCCUUCGACAAGUCCAAGGAUGUCUUGGUGGAAUUCUAUGCUCCCUGGUGUGGACACUGCAAGCAGCUGGCUCCCAUCUAUGAUCAACUUGGUGAGAAGUACAAGGAUCAUGAGACCAUUGUCAUUGCAAAGAUUGAUGCCACUGCCAAUGAAUUGGAACACACCAAAAUUCAAUCUUUCCCCACCAUCAAGCUUUAUCGCAAGGAAGAUAAUCAGGCAACAGAGUAUAAUGGAGAGCGAACAUUGGAAGGCAUGACUAAGUUUUUAGAGACAGGAGGCAUCUAUGGCCAGGCUGCCCCCGAUCAGGAGGAGGAGGAAGAGGAAGAGGAAGACAAGCCCAGCAAAGAUGAGCUGUGAUUUUCCCAGUCCUCCUUGGUGUGCAAAUUGUUGGCUCUCUUUCUGAUUCUCCAUGAGUGUGAUAAUCGAUUUUGCAUAAGUGUAAUGAAUGGGAAUUGAGUGUGUUGUGCAUGUGUAAUGCCUGCAUUUCUUCAUCAUUGGGAGUGAGAGGACCAGUGAUCACUCCCAACUGAACACGAGGAACGGGGGUGUGUGUCCUCUUUCCCGUGUGACAAACGGGUGCUAGGGACCAGUUCUCUUGUUUUUUGCGUUUUUUUUUUCUUGUUGUUGUUGGUGGUGUUCUUUACAGUGUUCAGCUUCCAUUCCCCCCACAUAAAAUAUUAUAUACUCAUACAUU
Darwinula stevensoni is the source of this 1899-nucleotide messenger RNA. The record is from the annotation of a GenBank genome assembly. NCBI's taxonomy places the organism in Eukaryota, Metazoa, Arthropoda, Ostracoda, Podocopida, Darwinulidae.